This is a messenger RNA of Racocetra persica, 152 nucleotides long. Lineage: Eukaryota; Fungi; Glomeromycota; Glomeromycetes; Diversisporales; Gigasporaceae. The record is from the annotation of a GenBank genome assembly.
AUGUCAAUCGAAUCAGCAAUAUUAUUCAAUGCCUUACGAUUAACAGCUUAUACAGGUUUUGUAAACCAAGUUCGUACAAACAGACAGUCAAAUUCAUACAAGCAGAAAGUCAAAUUCGUACAAGCAGACAGUCAAAUUCGUACAAGCAGACA